Molecule: messenger RNA, 168 nt
Organism: Coccomyxa subellipsoidea C-169
Lineage: Eukaryota; Viridiplantae; Chlorophyta; Trebouxiophyceae; Coccomyxaceae
Exons: 1
Molecular function (GO): protein binding
Source: RefSeq, a predicted model, not a curated record
CAGGCGUACAAGGAGGCGCGCAACUUCAUAAUCAACAAAUACCGGGAGGACACCGGCCGGCGGCUGAGCUUCCUGGAGGUGCGCGCUGAGCUGACAGGGGACGCGGGGGGACUGCAGCGAAUCUACUCUUUCCUGGACCACUGGGGGCUCAUCAACUACCAGGCCGAC